This is a messenger RNA of Corylus avellana, 992 nucleotides long. Its product is annotated as elongation factor 1-beta 2. NCBI's taxonomy places the organism in Eukaryota, Viridiplantae, Streptophyta, Magnoliopsida, Fagales, Betulaceae. The record is from RefSeq and is a predicted model, not a curated record. Gene Ontology annotation, biological process: translational elongation. Gene Ontology annotation, cellular component: cytosol; eukaryotic translation elongation factor 1 complex. Gene Ontology annotation, molecular function: translation elongation factor activity; guanyl-nucleotide exchange factor activity.
GGACAAGAACCCUUCUCUUUGGACUGAGAGUUGUUAAAGUUCCGCCUACACCCACGUUCGCUCUCGCUCUCAUUCACUCAUCUGAGAUCAAAUCGAAUCCAAUGGCCGUCACCUUCUCAGAUCUCCACACCGAAUCAGGCCUCAAAUGCCUCGACGAGUUCCUCUCUGGCAAAGCAUAUAUUUCCGGAGAUAAUCUGACAAGGGAUGACAUAAAGGUGUACGCCGCCGUUUGGGAGAAGCCCGGAGACUCCUUUCCGAAUGCUAGCAAGUGGUACGACGCCGUUUCGACCCAUCUCGCUACAAGCUUCCCUGGGAAAGCUGUUGGUGUGAGAGUGAGCGGCGGCAAAGGUGCUCCAGUUGAUGCUGCUUCUGCUGAGGAAGUUAAGGAUGCUCCUGCUGGAGAUGAUGAUGAUGAUCUUGACCUCUUUGGUGAUGAGACAGAGGAUGAUAAGAAAGCAGCAGAGGAGAGGGAGGCAGCUAAGAAGGCAUCCUCCAAAAAGAAAGAGAGUGGGAAAUCUUCUGUCCUUUUGGAUGUGAAGCCAUGGGAUGAUGAGACUGACAUGAAGAAGCUGGAAGAGGCUGUACGGAGUAUUGAGAUGCCUGGUCUCAUUUGGGGAGCAUCAAAAUUGGCUCCGGUCGGUUAUGGGAUAAAGAAGCUGCAGAUCAUGCUUUCAAUCGUGGAUGACCUUGUAUCCGUGGAUUCCCUAAUUGAGGAGCGUCUGACGGUCGAACCCUGCAAUGAAUAUAUCCAAAGCUGUGACAUUGUUGCCUUUAACAAAAUCUAAGAACCAUCUUACUGGGCUGCAGGGUUGCUAUCUUCAUUCGGCUAUUUUUUGUUUUAACAUCAUUAGUUGUCAUUUCCUACUACUGUUUUUGUUUGGUCUUGUGCUUUUAUUGUGGUUCUCUUUCUAGAAUUGUGAGAGAUGAAAAAAAUGAACAUUUGAAUCUUAGUAGAAGCCUUUGUCGGCAUAUAUGGGAUUGAGUAGCCUCUA